Molecule: messenger RNA, 5693 nt
Organism: Hemicordylus capensis (graceful crag lizard)
Lineage: Eukaryota; Metazoa; Chordata; Lepidosauria; Squamata; Cordylidae
Gene: GLB1
Product: galactosidase beta 1
Exons: 16
Coding region: 90-2027 (645 amino acids)
Biological process (GO): carbohydrate metabolic process
Cellular component (GO): vacuole
Molecular function (GO): beta-galactosidase activity
Source: RefSeq, a predicted model, not a curated record
GGGGUUGGAGGGUUGAUUGUGGGUCUUCGGAAGAUAGUGGCUGUAGCUCCCUCUGACUUCUUUUUUUCGCUGCUACUAUCCUCUGGAAUAUGCUUGCUCUGCUUUUGAUGCAGCUCUUACAUGCAGGAUUUGGAGCGCCCGGCACACCUCAGAGAACCUUUGGGAUUGAUUAUGCCCGCAACUGCUUCCUCAAGGAUGGCCAACCAUUCCGCUACAUCUCAGGCAGCAUUCAUUAUUCCCGUGUGCCUCAGUACUACUGGAAAGACCGUCUCUUGAAGAUGAAAAUGGCAGGGCUGGAUGCAAUUCAAACGUAUGUGCCAUGGAACUUUCAUGAAUCUGAACCGGGGGUUUACAACUUCACUGGUGACAGGGAUCUUGAGUAUUUCCUACAGCUUGCCAAGGAGAUUGACUUGCUGGUUAUACUUAGAGCAGGGCCUUAUAUAUGUGCAGAAUGGGAUAUGGGUGGUCUACCUGCUUGGUUACUAGAAAAAAAAACUAUUGUCCUUAGAUCUUCUGAUUCUGAUUACUUGGCAGCUGUAGGGAGGUGGAUGGGGGUCUUGCUGCCAAAGAUGAAGACUCAUCUUUAUCAAAAUGGAGGCCCAAUUAUUAUGGUGCAGGUUGAAAAUGAAUACGGAAGUUACUUCGCCUGCGAUUUUGAUUACCUUCGUUACCUGCAGAAUCUGUUCCGCCAGCAUCUUGGUGAUAAAGUGGUGCUGUUUACUACAGAUGGCACAAGCAAAAUCUUCUUGCAAUGUGGAGCUCUUCAGGGUCUUUAUUCCACUGUGGAUUUUGGGCCAGGUGGUAAUGUCACAGCAGCAUUUUCAGCUCAGAGACACAGUGAGCCUAAAGGCCCCUUGGUCAAUUCUGAAUUUUAUACUGGCUGGUUGGAUCACUGGGGUCAUCAGCAUUGUGUUGUACCAUCAUCAACUAUAAUGAAAAGCCUUGUUGAAAUCCUGGCACGUGGAGCUAACGUUAACAUGUACAUGUUUAUAGGAGGGACCAAUUUUGCCUAUUGGAAUGGAGCCAAUAUGCCUUAUUCACCACAGCCUACCAGUUAUGAUUAUGAUGCCCCACUGAGUGAAGCAGGAGAUCUCACAGAGAAGUACUUUGCUAUCAGAGAAGUCAUUGGUAUGUUCAAGGAAAUACCAAAGGGCCCUAUACCUCCAACAACACCCAAGUUUGCCUAUGGACAAGUUGUACUAGAGAAGGUGGGCACAGUGAGGGACUUUCUAGAUCAACUGUCACCAUCUGGACCAAUUAAAAGCACCUACCCUUUGACAUUUGUUCAGCUAAAGCAGUAUUUUGGGUAUGUACUGUACAGAACUACGCUUCCAAAAAACUGUAGUGAGAGGACCCCUCUUGCAUCAACAUUUGAUGGCGUUCAUGACCGUGCCUACAUUUCUGUAGAUGGGAUUCCACAAGGAGUCCUUGAAAGAAGCAAGGUGUUAAAGCUAAAUAUAACUGGGAAAGCUGGAACAUAUUUGGAUUUGCUGGUAGAAAAUAUGGGCCGAGUGAAUUAUGGAAGAUACAUCAAUGACUUCAAGGGCCUGGUUUCAAAUUUAACUCUUGCUGAAGAGAUACUUGAAGACUGGGACAUAUAUCCACUGAACAUUGAUGAAGCAGUGGAACAAGGCCUCAUUAAUAAGAUACCUGGGAAUAUAUCAAGCUAUGAUGUGCCUACUUUUUAUACUGGCAGUUUUUCCAUCCCAUCUGGAAUCCCUGACUUACCCCAAGACACCUACAUCAAGUUUCCUGGGUGGACAAAGGGACAAGUCUGGAUCAAUGGCUUUAACUUAGGACGCUACUGGCCAGCCCGUGGUCCUCAAAUUACACUGUUUGUUCCAAGCAACAUCCUCGUCACCUCGUCUCCAAACAACAUUACUGUACUGGAGCUAGAGAAGUCUCCUUGUGGCACUGAGAAAUGUUUGAUAGAGUUCGUAGACAGACCCGAUAUCAAUGCAACUCUUCACUAUGAAAACAAAACUGAGAAACUGUUUACCAGAGAUGUAUGGCUGGACUACAUAUGAUUAUUCUGCAUUGCCUCUUUGCACCUUCCUUUAUUCAACAGACCCUCCAUAUUCUGCAUUCUGCAUUGUGGAAAAUAAAAUCAGUGUUUAAAAUCCAGAGGAAUGACUUGCCUAUGUAAUCAUGGGGGAGGGGAGAAAUCUAAGUCUGGUGGGUGCCCCAUUGAUUAAACAAAAGAUAAACACGAUAUCUGUUUAAAUAAUAAAUAAUUGGACACACACCAGAAUUGGUCUUCUCCCGCUGCCUCUUAUUAAUUUUGGGGUGUUGCCCUCCCAUUGUGGCCUUUGUAAUCAAACCUAGAAUGUUCAGAUUCAUAGUUUCAUAGAAGAUGCUAAAGGCUAUGUGUUGAAUAUGAAUAUAAAGUGAACAUUUUAAGGGCUCUUAAACAGCCUUUUAACUACCGCUAAAAUUUAUUUUCAGCACUGUGCUAAUCCCACACGGAAUGUGGAUGAUGCCCUAAAAUUCCUUUUUAACCAUUAGUAUUCAUCAUGGAAUAACCACUGUUGAGACACACCAUUCGCCUAGAAGUGCAAAUUUUACUGCCAAGAUGACAGCAUAUGCAUCCAACUCCAGCAUAACAUCUGGCUCAUGAGACCUGUCUUGAUGCUGAUUGUCUUGAUGAUGUGGUUGAAACAACGCCUUUGUAUUUAUUUAUUUUAAAGGUGUGGUAGAUGUCAUAAUGCUACCAGCCUGUUAGUCAUAAUGUGUGAAACAAUCAUCGCUAGACAAGUUUUCAAUCAUCACUAGACAAGUUUUCAAACUUAAAAUGAGAAUGCAGUGAUCUGUUUGUAUCAAGUUCACUUGUUAGCAUAGUGAUUCUCAAGAUCAGGCUUUCUAGGGAAAUGUGAGCAGUUGCUUGGGAAGUUUCUCUCUCUUAUGUGACAUUCCUUCACGUUUGUGCCAGGAUUUCAUGGGGUGAGAGAGUGCCAGUUAUCUCUGUCUUGCCAUUCUGUGCAGCUCAGGAAACUCUGUGCUCUGCUUCUUGAACAGUGAAUGGAGGUAAUUCCAUUUUUGGCAUUUUUAAAAGAGCAACCUGAAAGCAUAUUCUGUGCCUUGCUCCCUUCCCCCUUUUUGCAGCUUACCCCAUGCAAACUGUUGUCAGGGAAUCUGUAUUUCGUGUUUAUGUAUUUCUUUUUGCCUUGGUUAUAUGUGAUGGGAGCUUAGAAAAGAUUUCAAGUCAAGUCAAGUCAAAUUUUAUUUACAGUCCUAGACCAAACAAUUAGAAAAGAUUUAAUGUUGACCAAAACAUUGUUCACACAUGCAAUGACAUUGUUUGACUUAUUGCUCAUACAAACAAUUUGUAUCUCAAUUUGCUUCAGUGGAGGUCAGAGCAAUUUGCAUUGAGUUAAGAUUAUACCCUCCCAACCAUUUUAUGAUAUAGAUUAGGUUGAAAUCAAGAGUUGUCCAAAGUCACCUGCUGGGUUUUGUGACUGGGAACAUCUUCAUACUUCCCUUCCCAACCUGGAAAUGCUUUUCCACCAGUGUUUGCUGCAGAAAACACACAGUCUGAAGGGGUGAUGUGCAUUUUUACCAUUAACACACAGCAGGGAAGUACAAUUGCCUUAGUUUCUUGGUGCAUGCCCACUGAUGUGUCUUACUUUAAAAGGGACAGACAAAUUCAUGGAGGACAGGUCUAUGAAUGGCUACGAGUCGAAUGGCUAUAGGCCAUCUUCAGCCUCACAGGCAAGAUGACUCCAAAUACCAGUUGCAGGGGAGCAACAGCAGGUGAGACGACAUGCCCUCACCUCUUGUCUGUAGGCUUCUCAGAGGCAUCUGGUGGGCCACUGUGGGGGAAAGGAUGUUAGUCUUGAUGGGCCUUAGGCCUGAUCCAGCAGGGCUGUUCUUAUGACCUGCUGUGUUAAAUAUGAGAUAGAACCAAGCUCAGACUUUAAUACAAUCUCCAUCACAUUGGAUCUUGUAAUAUGACAUUUCUAGGUGAACACAAUGUUUUUGAACCUUUGCUAUUUCUGCAUACAUUGAUUGCUUCCAAACUGGCCAUCUAUUCUGAAAAUGCCAGCUUUUGCUUUUUAUAAUGAAUUCACACAUUCUUGCCAAGCCAUUGUAUUUCAGUGUUCUUUCUGUGCUAUUGUUUCAACUCUCUUAAGUUAUUGUUUGUAGUGAUUUUUCUACUUGAAAGACAACUGCUGUACUUGCAUGCCCAGAGUGAACUUGCAAAGCACUUUUGAGGCUUUCUAACGCUGCUCUCUUUAAUUCAUAGCUUCCUUCUUGCAACUUCUGCUUUGAAUUUGUUUCCUGUUCAGUAUGGGUAUGCAUGAACUGUUGGAUCCUGAACUGGUUAGCCUGAAACUGGGCCAGUUCAGUGGCUUGAUUGGGAACUGGACUGGAGGCAGUCUGGUCCGUGAUCGACGCAAGACCAGUCCAUGGCAGACUGGUUCGGGUACAAGGAGCUAUGCUUGAAAAGAGGAAUCCGGUGAGGAUUCCCCUUUACAAGCAAAGUGGGGGAGAUCCUUGAAAAGUCUUCGAAAGGGUGGCUGGGAGGCGGCAAGAGGGUGCUUUAAAAGUAGAUUAUGGUUCUUACUGGCUCAGCAGUGGCCACUACCACCCCUCAAAGCCCCUCUGGUGCAACCCAAGUGCGUGGCACUCCCUACAGCAAUCAGCCUAUGUGGGGAUGCAAUUCCGGCCUCUGCCGAUGCACGGCCGAACCAAACCGGUUCACGGACUAGUGGUUCAUUUUGUAUUUUUUCUGAAUUAGAACUAAACCAAAAAAUUUGGUUCAUGGACAUCCCAAGUAUUUUGCCACUUAAUUAGUUCCUGAUCCCUACAGAGGGCAGGGGCAAGGGCUUCAUUUAUUAGGGCACUCAUUACAUUUUUUUAUUUGGGAAAAACAAUAAAGAAAAGAAAAAAGUAAUAGGAGGAAACCAGUAAUUAACUCCCCCUUCAGAGAAUAGUAAUGGAGUAAUUAAGGGGUAAGCCACCUAAUGGCGCAGCAGGGAAGUAACUUGCCUAGUGAGCAAGAGGUUGCUGGUUUGAAUCCCCGCUGGUGUGUUUCCCAGACUUUGGGAAACACCUAUGUCGGGCUGCAGUGAUAUAGGAAGAUGCUGAAAAGCAUAAUCUCAUACUGCGUAAGAGAUGGCAAUGGUAAACCCCUCCUGUAGUCUACCAAAGAAAACCACAUGGCUCUGUGGUUGCCAAGAGCCGACACCGACUCAAUGGCACAACUUUACUUUAAUCAAGGGGUAGUUAAAGGGCAAUUCGUCAGAAAUUUCACUGCUGCACUGAACAAGAAGCAAUUAGAGUCAGAGACCACAAGGAGGAAGCUGCUAAUUAAAGUUGUAAGGAAUCUUGAAUGGGACUGUUCUCCGUAAGCAUUAUCAAAAGAUCUUGCUCAUGGGAAUAGGCAUUGCCAGACAAUAGAGCACUAUAUAUUAAGUGCCAUGUGGAACCACAAUUUAAUUUGCCUUCUAGCUGAUUGUGAACAAGCCAUGCCUUAACUGUGCUAAAAGGACCUGGUACGAAAGCAACCUCUUUCUCUAUUCCAGUUAACUUAAAAGUGCCUGAUCAUAAUUACUAUGGGUUUUGUUUUUUUUUGUAACAGUUAUUAGCAAAUGGUUGGCUUUACCAGCUACUUUGCAAAAGCUGGUCUACUUUGAAAGAGCCUUAAAAAUGAAAAACAAACAAACAUGAGACAUUAAAAUAUUUUCAUGGAG